AAUUGCGUUGAGUCAAAGUUCACAAGCCAUUUACCUGAACAACAAGGACUGAGGAGGAGAUAGGGUUAUUUCAAAGCGGGAUUGUUAAACUAAAAUAUUUGACAAUGAAUCAUCAACAGUGAGUUAAUGAAUUUAAGUUCAGCGACGAUGAGAAGACAAAUAGUUCUCGCUAUCAUUUCAUAUUCAUGUUUAGUGAUUGUGAAUGGACAAAAUACAACUUCAAAUACGCAAACGAGUCCAACUGGCACACGUUUGGGAGAGGAAUCGGCCCUUGAAAAGGGAGCGAAACCUUUAUAUGAUCUGGUGCAUGGAUUUUUAGACAGUGUUCAAGAAUAUGAUUUUAUUGCUGACGACAGUGCUAAAAUAACAUAUCAACAAAUAGAGGGCUACAUAAAAAAUGGCACCUUUGAAAAGUUUUCAGAAAGAUGGCAGGAUAUGGUGUCUGUAUUUGGGGGGUUUGCAGCCUGUAUUAUCGUUGGGUUGCUGUUUGCCAUUUUUAUGCCCAUCAUCGGUUUGUUCUUCUGUUGCUGCUAUUGUUGCUGCAAACGAUGUGGCAAAGCCAGAGAGAAAUCGGAUCCUAAAUCAGCUGGCUGCAAACGAGCAACCUAUUGCUUCUUUUUGGCCGUAUUUGCAACCAUGAUGUUAACUGGAGGAAUCGUAUCCAUAAUCUCAAAUGAGUUAAUGCGCAACAAACUGCAGAACUCAGAUCAGCGGGGACCAGUCCAGUACUUAAGACACGGGCUAGCAGAAGUGAUAUCAUAUGGAGAUGAUAGUACGAAAAAAUUAGAAGAUGAAACAACUGCAAUUGUGGGCGAAACAAUUGAUAAAAUAAAACAACAAAUUAAUGGUUCUGUGCAGUCUACAGUAGAUGGUGUAGCAUCCUCUAUUAAUGCCUCUGCUGUGCUCACUCAGACAGAAAAUCUUGGAAGUAGUACGAAGAGAGUUUAUAAUGAUUUAGUUAACAUUACAAAAAAUUUAGAGGAUUUAAAAAACCUGCAGUCAAAUCUGAGUAGCAGAAUCACAGAAAUUAACCAGAAUUUUACACAAGCUUGCAAUCAGGCAACUAUAUCAGAUUGCCCUCAGCUACCAGCUCUCUCAAAUAAUUUUACAGCGGUGGAUAAUCUUAAUAGUGAAAUCGAUAAUGUGAAACAAGCCUUGAAUAUUUCUGAUUUGACAGCACAGGCAAGGGAUCAAUUUCAAAAAGUGGUGGAUGAUAUUCUUCUUUCAUUGCAAGCUGAUAUAGAUGGUGCCUUAAAUAAAUCUGAUGAUAUAAAGAGAGAAGUAGAAAGCAAAAUACACCAGCUUACAGAUUCCGUGAAAAACUUUACAGAAACUAUAAGAGGCAACACCGCGAAAGAAAUAGACAAAGUUGAUGAGUAUUUGAAGAAGUAUGCAGAUUAUGUAUGGUACGGCGGUCUAGGUCUGCCCUGUGUGAUCUUUCUGUCAGUGGUCUUCUAUUACCUUGGUAUUCUCUUUGGUCUCUGUGGACAGCGACCAGGCAACGACGCCCCAUGCUGUAACCGAGGAGCUGGCUCCAACUUCAUUGUCGGUGGAGUGGUGUGGACGUUCUUGAUUUUCUGGUUGUUGAUGUACAUCGUCAUGAUCCUGUUUAUCGUAGGAGGACUCCUCUACACAAAUGUCUGUCGCAACUUGAACAAGGGUGUGGAAAACAUAGGGGAUUAUGAAGAUCUUUUACAGGAAACAAUAGGUUUUGAUAUUAAGAAAGAUUUGGACUACAGUCCCAAUUCCAAUUUAACAAUCAAAAAAGCUUUCGAAGCCUGUAAAGCCAAUAAAGGAAUUUAUUUGGCUUUGGAGUUACAAAAUAAGUUUGACCUUGAUACACUACUGAAUACAACUGCUAUUAUAGAAGAAAUUGAAGAUCUCACUAGCAGAAGUAAUUUCAACAUUCCUAACAUUACGAUUCUCUCAGACGAUUUAAAACAGGCGCUUGAAAAAUUUAACAGCUCAGGAAUCGCACAGAUUAAUUUUACUUCAUUUGAGAAAGAGUUGAACAAAACUCCAAUUGCAAAUCUGAGUGGUCUUGCUCAACAAUUAAAUACUUCUGGAUUGGUUACACAAGCAACUAUGAUUGAAACAUUUGAAAAGAAAGAAGUUAAAGAUUUUGAGGAUAAAAUGGGAGAAUUGAGGCAGAACCUGAAUAGGCUCAAAAAUCAGACUGAAUUACAGAAUGAGGUUGGGAAAUUACAAAGUCAGCUAAAGACAUCACAAGACACAUUUAAUAAUAUGAAGGAUUCUCUUAUCAAAGAGGAGUUGAACAAAACAGUUGUAAAUGUCACAAAUGUUGUCAAGAGUGGGAUAGAACAUGCAAAGACUGUGACAAAGAAUGCUGGAGAGUGUAGGCGUCUGUACAAUGCUGCCCAGACCUUGACAGAUUCAGUCUGUGUGGUUGUUCUUAAUCCUUUUAAUACAUUCUGGUUUGGAUUGGGCUGGGGAAUAUUUUUCUCAAUUCCAAGCAUAGUCUUUGCCUUGUUGCUGGCAAACAUGUACCAGAGAGAGGACCCAUUUGACAAAGAAUUGCACGACGCCAAGAAGAAGAGUCGGCAAAAGCAGGAGCACCAGGACUUUGAUAGUCCAAUGAUGGAGACCUACGGGCACCAAGACAACAUUCCACUGACCUCCCCUCCCAAUGGUGGAUAUGCACGGUCAAACAAUGGGGAGGUCAACCCAGGCUACUACAAUGAUCGCCGUGACGAUUAUCACCGUGGAAAUCAAUACCGUGAUGAUUAUCGCCGUGACGAUUAUCAGGGCAGUCGAGGGGACCCUUAUUACAGGCAGGGUGAGAGAGACUACCCCCCUCCUUCCUAUCACGAUUCACGACACUACCCUAGCCCAGGGCAUCGUGACGGAUACCCUGUGCUACCACCCACAAAGAACCGAUACUAAUUAUCUGCUCUAUCCGGAGACUGGUGACCAAAACUAACUUCUAGGAAUUAGGAAUUACCAGAAGAAUUAAUUACAAGGAUCAGCUGUGAUAUUAUAUAUAUCUCUCAAACAAAAUCCACAAUGCCCAAGAAGUUUACCAGUGUAGGAGAGAGAGAGAGAGAGAGAGAGAGAGAGAGAGAGAGAGAGAGAGAGAGAGAGAGAGAGAGAUCAUCCGUUUGAUUGUUGUUUCUCUUCGAGGAAAAUCCAGUACCUUGUUCAUUGUUGUCACAUUGGAUUUUCCUUUUUUUAACCAGUUAUCCGAUUUUUUUCAAGGAUGAUUUAUAAUAUCAAUCUAGAUAAAAUAGAUGUUGCAUGAAGUCCAACUGUUGCUUUAGUGUGAAAUAUAUUGCAUUGGUAAAUACAUUUUCACUUAAUAUGAGAAUCUUUUUAAUUUUUUCUCUCAAUUUAUUUGACAACCAAUUUUUUUUCUUCUUGUUUAAACUAAUAAGAUUGUUUUAUUUCAGUUUCUCUCUAUUAUCAAAGCUAUUUUUGACUUGUUUUGCUCACAAAUUUUUUUUACAACCAAUAUAUACAGUCUUUUCUUGUGUUUUGAUACCAUUCCAACAAAUUGCAAAGCUCAAAACUCCAAACAUUUUUUUGUGUUUAUUUUCAUUCCAUUACAUUAACGGGUCAGCUAUAACCAGACUAUUUCUUUCAUUUCUUUGUCUUUAUUUGAUUAUUCUUUUGAUUGUUUAAUUUUAUUUUGUACCAUGUGUUUGAAUGUGGGAGCAAGAAUCAGAAGAAAGUUGUUUUGUUGGAAUGGUGCUACAUUAAAUAUGGUUGCCAUUUCUGCUUCUAAUAUAAGCGAUUACUUUUUCAGUAGAACAAUUUUUAUCAAAGCCUUUCCAAAUGCAUCUUGGGGUGGUUGCCAUAUAACCAAAUAUAUGUACGCUUCAUAACCUUGUUGAUAAAUUUGUUCAUAUUGCAUUGAAUUCAAUCAAUGUACAAUGUAUAAAAUUUACUUGAAUGAGAAUACAUGUACAUGUACGUACUGGUAUUUGUGACAAUUUUAUACACAGUUUUAGAGAAAUAUUUUAUUUGAAUAUUCUUGCAACUAUUAAUAGACAAUUUUUAUUUUUAUAUCUGCAGAGAGAGAGAUUUUCAAAAGCAUAUCAAAUGUACUAUGCAAUUAUCGAUAACUAUAAUUUUUUUUUUUUUGGAAACAAGAAAUUCUAUGGAGAUUGAUGGAGAUAGAGACAAUAUGUUUUUAAAGAUUGAAUGACAUACAUGUAUAGGCAUAAAUACUGGUACUUAAUACUGUUUAUGGAGUAACUUUACAGGUGUUCAAUGUCCACCAUACAGUAUGUUGUCUCGUCUUUUCUUUUUUAAAAUAAACCUUGAAAAAAUAAAAACCAACAAAUUAAUUUUUUUUUUUGGCAAAAUGUCUCCCAUACAUGAACUAACUAAAAUCCAUCAACCAUUUUAUUGGUGCAGAUCAUGUAAGGUAUGUUGUGAUUUUAUGGAUGUUGAGUACAUUUGUAUAUUAAUUCUUUUAAUAUGCAACAAUAUCUUGCCAGAAUAUAUAUAUAUGUAAGGAAACUUUGUCAAACCAUUAAGUAAAUGUUAUGUCAAGAUUUUCACAACAUGUGUGUUCAUGUUAAAGAUGCUUAUAUAUACACAGAUGAAAGGUUCACAUUUACGGUAUAUAGUUAUUACAAUGUAAUUCUACCUUUCAUAUGUUAAAGUUUGUUCCCUUUUUGUUUACCUACAUGUAUACUCAUUGGUACCUGUAUUUUGUUGUUAAUUUUCAUUAUGAAUGAAUUUCAACUUUUAUUUGCAUGAGUGCAAUAUAGAUUGACAGAAACGAACUAUUAAUAUUAAUUAAACGAUUGCUUUUCAUAGAUGAAAAGGAGAAUAUACCAAAUCAUUUAUACAUUGGUGUCUAUUGAUAACAAAGUACAUUGUAAUGCCAAAUGUUCAAUUUUAACUGGAUGGAAAAUGGAAAGAUUCUUAAAUGAAGUAUAUGUAUUUCAUAAUUAAUAAUAUUUACAUGUUUAUGUUUUAACCAGAAAUUAAUAUGAUCAGAGUUUGUCGAAGUAUACUUGGUCAUUUUUUAAAAAUAAAUUUUAACAAAUUUAUUAAGUCUCUAUAAUUAUGUCAUUCUUGAAUAUUGUACAAUCCAUCUUUUUAAAAUCUUUUAUCUUGUUUAUUGUGAUUACAUAUUGUACAUGUAAAUAUUAAAAUUAUUUUCACAUACAGUAUAACAUCUGACAAAUGGCUAACAGCUCCAGAGUUCAGGAGCUUGGGAUCAUGCUAUUUUACAUGUAGCUUUAGAUAAUGCUUGCUAGUGUUUUGGGAACACAAAUGGGAUUUUCCUCCUUUAUAUUUUUUGGACCAAAAUUAUAGUUUUUAAUUAAGAAAGAAAAUUAAAUAUACAAUUGGUCAUGGGCUUUUUGUCUUUAGAUAGUUGCUGUAUGUAACCGAGAAUGUCAGAAUGGAUAAAGAAACUCAAAAGAAAUUAUAGAUAUAAUUAAGAAUCGAUAUUUAAAAGAUAAGUAAUGCAAGGUACUAUGGAUCCUACACAUUGUUUGUAUGUAAAGUUUUCUGGGGCUUUUAGUUUCUGUUGCUGAAAGUAAAUGUUUUAAAUGUCAUAAUUUUUAAUGCUUUAAAAGAAGGAAGUAAAGUGUUUUAGCUAAUAUCACAAAUGUAUUUUCAUUGUUUGGAAGGAUGUACCAUAAAAAGCUCAAACCAAAUUCACAUAAUGUUUGGUUAUUUACAUGUAAAUACAUGUAUGUGUUUUGCAUCUGCAUGUAGGUAGAUUAUUUUGUAGCCCAGAGUUCGCCUUAGAAUGUACGCUAUUGAUAGUGAUUACAAGGUUUUAACCAGAUUCUAGAAUGUGAUAAAUCAUGCACCGUCCUUCUUCUUAAAAGGAUUCUUAUUUUUUCAAAUUCAUAUUUUGGAUGAUGGAGCCAUUGUAGGUGUGGAAGGUUGUGAUGAAUGCAUAAUAAUUGAUUUAUUGUUUGAUCUCACUCUCUAUGGCAAGUCCAUCUUUUUAUCUUUACCUUAAUGCAAAUUAUUUUUUUUCUGCGUAAACUAGUAUAUUGUGUAAAAUGUAUCCAAUAUUUAAUAGACGGUAUUAACCAAUUCUGUCGUAGCUCAUAAUGAUUCUAUUUCUGUAUUAUUAUCAUGAAAGUACGUGUAUGAUUGUUAAACAAAAUUACAACACUUGUUGUGCCUUCAUGUGAACUGGGACCAGGUUUUGAGAGUCCUAUCAAACAUUCCACCAAUUCCUCAAAAUCUUUUUCUUUUAAUCUCUGUGUUAUGUAAAAUUAUUUAGGUUGGUUCAUUUAACUAUGUAUUUCAUGCAAUUACAAAUGUCUGAAUGUUGUAUUCAUCUAUCAAUAAAUCAUAGGUUUAAUCAAUACAA
Molecule: messenger RNA, 6310 nt
Organism: Magallana angulata
Lineage: Eukaryota; Metazoa; Mollusca; Bivalvia; Ostreida; Ostreidae
Product: prominin-1-like
Exons: 26
Coding region: 127-2904 (925 amino acids)
Cellular component (GO): membrane
Source: RefSeq, a predicted model, not a curated record